Stomoxys calcitrans (stable fly) is the source of this 1787-nucleotide messenger RNA. Its product is annotated as protein 5NUC. Gene Ontology annotation, cellular component: plasma membrane. NCBI's taxonomy places the organism in Eukaryota, Metazoa, Arthropoda, Insecta, Diptera, Muscidae. Gene Ontology annotation, biological process: AMP catabolic process. Gene Ontology annotation, molecular function: nucleotide binding; metal ion binding; 5'-nucleotidase activity. The record is from RefSeq and is a predicted model, not a curated record. The transcript has 6 exons. Bases 1 to 1749 code for a protein of 582 amino acids.
AUGCCACGUCUGGCCUUUUUAUAUCUAGCAGUGACAUUGCUAUCCUUCGGGACCCUGCAAAGUAAUGCCAUUCCCCUAAAGCCUGUGAGAGAAGUGGCCAGUGAAUUCAUAAUUUUACACAACAAUGAUAUGCAUUCUCGAUUUGAGCAGACCAGCGCCAAUAGUGGAAAAUGUACAGAGGAAUUGGCUGCCGCCAAUAAGUGUUAUGGUGGUUUUGCACGUGUGGCACAUGAUGUGCGCAAAUACCGUGAAGAAGCCAAGAAUGGUGGCACCGCCGUGGCUUACCUAAAUGCCGGCGAUACUUCAGCUGGUACAGCUUGGUAUUUUAAAUUUAAGGAUGAAAUAGCCACAGCUUUUCUAAACAAAUUGCUACCCGAUGCAGCUUCUUUGGGAAAUCAUGAAUUUGAUGCUGGUCUCCCUGGUUUAUUUCCAUUCCUGGACAAAGUCGAAUUUCCCAUUGUGGCAGCCAAUUUGGAUUUAUCGAGUACCCCCAAAUUAAGGCAUUCCAAACAUUUGCAUAAUUCUACUGUCUUGCAGCUGGAUGGUGCUAAAGUAGGGGUCAUAGGAUAUAUAACGCCGGAAACUUUGGAUUUGACCUUGACCAAGGAGGCUAUAUUUACUGAUGAAAUUGAAGCUAUAAAUCGUGAAGCUGAUAAUCUUAAGGCACAGGGCAUUAACAUCAUCAUAGCCUUGGGUCAUUCGGGUUAUCAAAAGGAUCAAGAAAUUGCUGCCAAAUGUCCUGAGGUGGAUUUGGUUAUUGGUGGCCAUACCAAUACCUUUCUGUAUAAUACAGAACAACCAGAUAGUGAGACAAUUGAUGGCCCCUAUCCCACUGUGGUCAAUCAGACCAGUGGUAAACAAGUGCCUGUGGUGCAGGCUUAUGCCUAUACCAAAUAUUUGGGAAAAUUACAUAUGCAGUUCGAUAAAGAUGGCAACCUUAUCAAAUUUGAUGGUAAACCCAUUUUGUUAAAUGUCGAUAUUCCCCGAGAUGAUGAUGUGCUCCAACUGCUGGAAGUAUAUCGACCUGAGGUGGCCAAGCUGGAGAAUGAUGUGGUGGGUCAUACCAAGGUUCAUAUCGAGGGUCGCCCAGAGAUUUGUUGGACCCAAGAAUGUAAUUUGGGAAACUUGGUCACAGAUGCCAUUGUUCAUUCCCGAGUUUUGGAAGAUUUGGGGGGAACUUAUUGGACAGAUGCUGCCAUAGCAUUUGUGCAAGGGGGAGGCAUGCGCAAUUCCUUUGAGCCUCGUUCCGAUGGUUCCAUAUCCGCACAGGAUGUCGCUGGCAUUAUGUCGCACAACAAUGAUUUGUAUGUAACUAAAAUUACUGGCAAAACCAUUUUGGGGGCUCUUGAACAUUCGGCUACUAUGUUUGAGAAAGAAUCCAGUGCUGGUUUUCUGCAAAUGUCCGGUAUCCGCACCACAUAUGAUUACAACAAACCUGCCGGACAUCGUGUUGUCUCCGUUGAAAUUCGUUGUGCCGCCUGUACUCUGCCCGUUUUUGAACCCCUAGAAGAAGAGAAACACUAUAAUGUAAUUGUCUCAUAUUUCCUUUUGCAUGGCGGUGAUGGACACAAGUUCAUGGAGGAAGAUGGUGGUAGUAGUGAGGCACAGCGUUUAAAGAAUAAGGAAGUUGAUGCUUUGGUUGGAUAUUUAAGAAGUCAUGAUUUCAUCUACCCAGGAAUUGAGAGCAGAAUUACCAUUAUUCAAAAAACAGAAGAAGUGAAACAAAAAGAAAAUGAGAUAGCUCUGUAAAAGAUUCAAACAAAAAGGAAAUAAAUUUUGGAGGAGAA